AUGCCUGCUGCAGUGGCUCAGCGCCGCAAGGCUGCCGGCCUGCCCACCCCCAGCGCGAAGAAAGCACGAACCUCCGCCCAGCCCAACGGCACCUCCGCGCGCAAAGCCGGCCUGGCCGCCCUUGUGUCCGCUGACGGCAAGCGCGUCCAGGCAACCACUACCAAUGGCGUGAAGGGCGCGAAGCAGGACACCGUCGACGAGGCGCGUGCUGUUGUCGGUCACGGUGACGUCGAUAUGCACGAUGCGAGCGCCGACCCGGAAGUUGUGGAGAUCUCCAGCGGUGAAGAGGAGGAGAGCGAGCUUGAAGACUCCGCAGACGAGCACAAGGACGAGGCUGCCGAUGCAAAGGAGGGGGCUGCUGAUGCCGAGAUGGCCGGCGGCGACGACACCGCUGGCGCCGAGGCCGAUCCGCCAUCUUUUGGCGAGCUGCUCCGGGCCAAUGCACCCGAAGUCGUCGAUGUUGAGGCUACUUUCCAGGACACCAACACAGGUUCUCGCGCAUUGGCGCCAACGAGCGGCAACAGGGCCCUGUCGGCGCCCUCGGCAACCUCGCUCGGCACAGUCCUCACGCAAGCGCUCAAGACGAACGACAAAGAGCUGCUCGAGUCCUGUUUCGAAAUGAACGAUCUGAACAGCGUCCGGUCCACCAUCGAGCGUUUGCCCUCCCCGCUUGUCGCCAACCUCCUUUGCAGACUCGCUGAGCGCCUACACAAGAGGCCAGGGCGCGCAGGAAACCUCAUGGUCUGGGUUCAAUGGGCUAUUGUCUCGCACGGUGGAUACCUUGCAGGAAGGCAAGAUAUAAUGAAGGAGCUCGGCAGCCUCAACCGCGUCAUAAAGGAGCGUGCAAGCGGUCUUCAGCCGUUGCUCAACCUCAAGGGCAAACUCGACAUGCUCUCGGCACAGCUGGAACUGCGGAGAAGCAUGCAGAAGACGGCCACGAUGGAUGAGGAUGACGAAGAAGAAGGUGUGAUCUACGUUGAAGGCCAGGACGAAAGCGACUCGGAUGAGGAUACGGCCGCCGACAACAAGACCAAGGCCAUCACCGACGGCAAAAGCCAGAAGCGCACCAGGAAGCCGGAGGAUGACGAAGACGUGGAGGGUGCGGAGAGCAGCGACGAAGACGGAGCGAUGAACCUCAACGCGGAAGAAGAGGAGGAGGAGGAUGAAGGUAGCGAAGACGAAGAUGUUUUGGACGACGAAGCGGAGGAGACGGAGAACGAUUCCGGCGAGGACGAGUCGGAGGACGACUUGGAGGAGAUUGAUGACGACGAUGGCGAAGAUGUUUCCGAGGACGACAUUGAGACGCCGAGACCGAUCAAGCGCUCUGCGGCUGCACAGCGCAUGGGCUUCGGCAGUGGCAGAAGACGCCGUUGA
Molecule: messenger RNA, 1374 nt
Organism: Diplodia corticola
Lineage: Eukaryota; Fungi; Ascomycota; Dothideomycetes; Botryosphaeriales; Botryosphaeriaceae
Product: small nucleolar ribonucleoprotein complex component
Exons: 1
Coding region: 1-1374 (457 amino acids)
Biological process (GO): maturation of SSU-rRNA from tricistronic rRNA transcript (SSU-rRNA, 5.8S rRNA, LSU-rRNA)
Cellular component (GO): nucleolus
Source: RefSeq, a predicted model, not a curated record